Coprinopsis cinerea okayama7#130 is the source of this 3465-nucleotide messenger RNA. RefSeq lists its product as hypothetical. The coding region runs from base 1 to 3465 and encodes 1154 amino acids. The record is from RefSeq and is a predicted model, not a curated record. Lineage: Eukaryota; Fungi; Basidiomycota; Agaricomycetes; Agaricales; Psathyrellaceae. The transcript has 6 exons.
AUGGCAUCCAUACAGUCGCCAGGACCGCCGCAGUACAAUGGCCACCAGUCUCAGGGUGCACGUCUUCCGAGCUCGAUUGUUGCUGCUGGACCGUCAACUUCGAUGAAUCACCAGCAGCAGCAACAGGCAUUUGCCACUCAUUUGCCACCGCCAGCCCAGUCCAUUACAUCGGUUCCUCAGUCACCGUCUCUGCACUUCCGCUACGAGGGCUUGCAGGACAACCGAUAUAGACAGGGACCACUACCAGCACCACAGCCAGCACCACCAGCAGCACCACCGCAGCACCAGGGGCAUCCUAACCACACACCACUACCGCCACCUCCAAGACGCGCUUCGGGAACCUUUCCACAGCCCAGUUCGGUUCAUACCCAACCACCAGGUCCACAUGUCAAGCAACAGCCAAGUCCCUUUGUCCAACCACCACCUCUUUCCACGGGUCAGCCGGGGUCUGGAUUCCACACGUCUCAACCACUACCCCCUCCUCCUCCGCCCACCACGACGUUCCAACGUCAGCAGGGCCCAACGUCUGCACCCAAUUCGCAACCCGGCACUCCUCGUGUUCCCAGCGCGUUCACCCCACCGGCCAUGGGUCCUCAGCCGAGCGCGGUGCCUCAAAGCCACCUUCGACAGCAAGUACCCCAACCUACUCCCGCCCAAAGCCAAUCGGGGCAUGGGUUCCCUGCUCAGCAGCACCACUCGCAAUCGGGACCCACCCAAGGCCCACCAGCUUACGGUGUAGCUGCGCAGCAACAACAACCUCAAUAUGCCACACCGACGCAACCCAUCACGCGCUCGACUAUGACCACCUCUGACAGCCGCGCCAUAGUUGAUAGUGCGGUGGCCACCAUCCUCGACCCAAUUUCGGCGGAUAUCCACGGUCUUUGGUCCAAGUAUGUCAAUGCACUGCGCGCUGUCAUCGAGAAGCUGCACAAAGACUACACUACUCAGCUGGAGCGGGAAAGAGUCCAGAUCUCUCAUUUGCAAAGACACAUACACAAGCUCACCGGCGAGAAGAUAAAACUGCAGAGCGAGAACCUCGGUCUCCACGCGAGGGUGAGCCACAUCGAGCAGGAGAACGCAAAGUUUAGCGUGACGCUGGCUGCCACUUCUGAUGCACUUGUUAAAGCGAACUCCACUAUUGCGAACUUGGAGACGGAGAAGAGCGCGAUCGAGGCCAAGUACCAAGCAUUGGAUGGGUUCCAGCAGGACCAGGUUGCUUCAUCGGGGACGACUAUCACAGCUGAGGAAGUGUACGCCAAGGUCGGACAACAGCUUGUGGAUCAAGUCGAGAAGAAGCUCCAAGUCGCAUUCGCGAAGAUUGCGGAAGAGAGGACGAAGCGGAACACGGCUGAGAGAAGGUGUAUUGAACAAGCACGCGCCAUUGCUUUGCUUAAACAUAUGCUCGACCAACAAUCUGCUGGGAAUCGUACGGCCACACCUCCGCAACUUCAAGCUCUCGUCGCUGCCGCCGAAAACGCUGCCCCAGGAGCUGCCGGAGCUCCGGCCCGACCCUCCGUACAACCUCCCACCACCGCGGCUUUGGCUGGGCGCCCUCCCUUCCCUGCGUAUGAGGUAGAGCGAGAGCCUUUUGCGCAGAAUCACCACAGUCCCGCUCUUCCCGCUCGACUCACCGCACCCGCCCAGCCCGAGCGCUCUCCUUCCAAUGGGGAAUCCGAAGAUACCCCUAUCGUUCUCGACAUCGACAUGUCAGACGAACCUCUUGAUCACCUCCAGCCCCUUAUUCUACCCGACAGCAACGAUCCUUCGCCCACAAGACCAACUUUCCUUGGUUCUGAACAUCGAGCACCUGUUGUCCUCGAAGGGGCUCUUAAACGACAGAGGUCAGAAUCACAAGGUCAAGCCAGUGAGGAGCGGCCUGCUACACGCGCCCGGCUCGAGGAACUCAGCUCUCCCAGCUCAGAGAAUAAGAACACAGAGGACGCGCCAUCUGUACUCUCACAGGCCUCCCAACCAAGGACAGAGGAACAGCGUCCAGGAGAGAAUGGGGAACCCGGGAUGACUCUCCCGACUCCUUCCCCCGAUCUGCGCCUUCACUCUCGUAUUCCACCGCUCGUGCGGAGCCCACGCCCUUACUCGACAUUGGGUUCUGGGGUUUCGCCACAUGAUCAAGUGGUUGACGAUCCUGCGACAGCGGCUCAACGAAGUGACACUCAAGGUCAAAACCAACCUCAACAACUAUCCUCCCAUUCGCCGCCCACUCCCAAGCCAAGUUCUGCUGAACGACAACAUCAAGAGUCACAGGUCCUUCCUACCCCUCCGUCGAUUUCUCGUCCGAAUUCGACGACCACUGGGACUUCAAGAGAUGUUCCCUCUAUGUCGACAUGCAUGUCGCCCCUUCAGCAUCACCAGGCCGCGAAGGCCACUAACUCUACUGUCUCGCCACCGGAACAAGGUAACGGCGCCCAGCUGCAGGAGCCUCGAGCCCCAAGUGUGCAAGCGUCUGUUCAGCUUACUUCUCCCGUUGAACGUCCUAAUUCCUCGACUGCUUCGCCGAUUGUACCACAUCGUCAUCAUCCUACUCCCACGACCGCUCCUACUGAUCUAUCCAAUCAACAACCCCACCGUUCCGCGCCCUCUUCUAAUGUUCGAGAUACCGUUUCUCCACGACUGUCCACUUAUGGUAAUCCUACGCCUAACCAUCGCUCCGACCCAAUCCAACCUACGACGACGACAUUGGCUGGGCAACAAAGUUCCACGCCUUCGAGAGACAUCGUGGUGUCGGGGUCACUUGCUUCCCCAGGCCCAGUCCCACCACGGCCCAGCGAGGCUCGGGAAAUGAGCAUCGAUGACGACCCGUUAAACAUCAAGCCUGACCCAGACGAAGAGGAAGUUGAUCAACUCGUGGCUACGGACGACGAACGGGAGGAAGGGGAGAUCACUGAAUCUGAGACUCCAAAGCCGGUGGAACAGAGAGGUCUGCCGUCCACUGUACCGGGGCCUCCUCCUAGGCCCGUCACCCCUACCGCUGCUGGCGUUGGUCAUCGUCAUACCAGUAGUGCGUCGGUGAGGAUGCCGGUGGAUGUGAAGGCUGAACCUGCAGAUGGCCGGCGGGUCGUUUCGGCGCCUAUUGCCACCGCCACUGCCUCGGCCACUGCGACGAGCUCGAGUUCUGCUUCCGCUGUGGCCGGUACGAUCGCUGCGAGUACGCCUGCGGCAUCGGUAUCACCAAAGGCUAAACCCAAACCUCCGAGUCAACUUAGCGUCAUGCACCUCCCCUUGCUUUACUCGGAAAUCAACAACAAGAUGACGUGCCGGUCGUGCAUGACACGCCCUCGAGAACCUGGGAACAGUCAACCACUCCGUGUGGCUCGUUUCGAAAUAGGAGCUUCGUUCGCUGUGUUGAGUGAACAUAUCGUCAAGGAGCAUCCGAUUGUUCAUGAGCAGAUGUUGAAGAUGAGCAGGAAUCAGAUUAUGGAGAUGAGGCAGAGGAUGGCGUAUCUGUGA